This is a messenger RNA of Vigna umbellata (rice bean), 1732 nucleotides long. Lineage: Eukaryota; Viridiplantae; Streptophyta; Magnoliopsida; Fabales; Fabaceae. The record is from RefSeq and is a predicted model, not a curated record.
UCGUUUUCUUAAACCAGAGAUUGACUCUUAAAAGAAAUGGAGAAUUUCUUAAAAGUGUUAAUGAUAUAAGUUUCCAUGUAGAUAACAGAAAUAAAAUUGUUAAAAAUAUUUGCUCUUAUUUUGUCAAAUCUUCUCCGCAUCUUGCAGGAAACACAGGAAAAUACAUUUUGUAAGAACUCUCACCUGUGAAGCUUUGAUGACAUUCUACUCAAAACUUAUCUCUGAGCUUGGGCGUGGAACAAACAAGCUUCAAAGAGAUUGCUUAUUCUGGUUAUGCUGUCUUGUUGAACAUGCUCCAACUAUUGUGUCAUCCCCUACCAAGACUUCAUAUUUCAGGUCCUUUAAACCUCACAAUCACGAGUGCAUGCAUCAAAGAACUUACAGAACACUGAGGAAUCUUUCAGGAGUUCCCUCCUUGUCUUCUUGGUCAGGUCUUCUUCUAAUGCAGCAACCAAAUAUCUUUGGAAGGCAAGGUAUUCUGGGAAGCUGGCUCCCUGCCAGGUACAUAAAUAAUGAAUCAGUUGAGCUGAAGACUGACAAUGAUGUUGUGCGGUUCUCUCUGGACAAGUCCGAUGAUAUUAAUUCUACAAAAAAGACCCAGAAGAACAAAAAAGUUAAAAUGUCUAAAAAAGCUAAAGUGAAUGAGCUCAGGUUCUACCGUUUGAAGGCUAAGAAAAAGAUGAAUUCCCCAAAUCCAGAGAUAAGAAUUAGAUAUAAGCUUGAAAAGGCCAAGCGGAAGGAAGCUUGGUUGAUUGAGAAGCUGAGAAAAUAUGAUGUACCAAAACCCCCUCCAGAAACAUUUGAUCCUGAAAUUUUAACUGAGGAGGAAAGGCAUUACCUGAAGCGCACAGGUGACAAAAAGAAACAUUAUGUUCCAGUCGGGAGACGGGGAGUAUUUGGUGGGGUAGUUCUUAAUAUGCAUCUUCACUGGAAAAAUCAUGAAACCGUAAAGGUUACCUGCAAGCCUUGCAAACCAGGGCAAGUACAUGAAUAUGCUGAAGAGCUUGCUCGACUGAGCAAAGGCAUUGUAAUUGACAUCAAGCCAAAUAAUACCAUCAUCUUUUACCGUGGAAAGAACUACGCACAACCGGAAGUAAUGUCUCCUCCAAAUACAUUAUCAAAAGCAAAGGCCUUGGAGAAAUAUAGGUUUGGCCAAUCCCUUGAGCAUACUAGCCAUUUCAUUGAAAGGUUGGAGAAAGAGCUUGAAGAGUAUCAUCAGCACCUUGCAAAGUUUGGAAAAGGGAAAGAGGAUACCACCACUAACAAUGGAUUGGAGAAGCAUGACUCUAAUUUUUCUGGACGCCAAAUGUCACAUAAAUGAGGCUCACACAACCUGAUCGUGUUGGCUUUGGAGGAAAUGUAAGAUUCGUAACCUUCAUCAUUUUCAAGUGGUUUAAGGUCAGCAUAACUUUUGCAUGAUAUAGGAAGUGUCCAUAUUAGGAUUGAAUCCUGAUGUCACAAAGGAAAAGGUUACUAAUUCCUCAUAACAAUACACGUUACAUGAUAAUAUGUCGUUUUAAAUGAAUUAGUGUUAUUAAGCAUGUGAUACCAUUGGUUUAUUUCCUCAUAUUUCCUUCAUGAUCCACCAGAAUGACUGAUAUUUGCACUUUUUUUUUUUCAAAUACAUAGAAUUAUUUGUUCAGUAACCUUCAAUAACACCAUAUAUCUCACAAUUUAUUCUAUUUAAUUAAAUUCAGAGUUUUUAUUUUCAUUUUCAUUUUAUAAUUUUAUU